This is a messenger RNA of Thlaspi arvense, 1304 nucleotides long. The record is from the annotation of a GenBank genome assembly. NCBI's taxonomy places the organism in Eukaryota, Viridiplantae, Streptophyta, Magnoliopsida, Brassicales, Brassicaceae.
AAAAAAUUGUAUAAUAUUUUAACAUAAUUGAACAAAAUUAAAGAAACCAAAAAGACAGGAUUUAAAAAAAAAAAAUGUAAAAAGGAGAAAACAAAAAAAAGACUCGAAAAGUAGUAUUUCUCUCCGUCAUUUCCCACGCCAAUCGCAUAAUCGAUUUCUUUCAAUUUCUCCAACAAAGAGAAAAGGGGCAACGAAACCCUAAUUUUUCCUUCUCCUCUGAUCAGAAAACCUUCUCUUCAGCUCACAUGGCUUCCCGAAACUAUGGGUGGGAGCUCCUCGCAGCUUCGCUAACCAUAACCUUAGCCUUAAUUCACGUGGUGGAGGCAAACUCCGAAGGAGAUGCUCUGUACGCUCUUCGCCGGAGCUUAUCUGACCCAGACCGUGUUCUCCAGAGCUGGGAUCCGACUCUCGUUAACCCUUGUACCUGGUUUCAUGUCACCUGUAACCAAGACAACCGCGUCACUCGAGUGGAUUUGGGUAAUUCAAACCUUUCUGGACAUCUUGCACCUGAGCUUGGGAAGCUCGAACAUAUACAGUAUUUGGAGCUGUACAAGAACAACAUCCAAGGAACUAUACCUUCUGAACUUGGAAAUCUGAAGAACCUCAUCAGCUUGGAUCUGUACAACAACAAUCUCACUGGGAGAAUUCCUACUUCUUUGGGGAAAUUGAAGUCUCUAGUCUUUCUACGGCUUAACGACAACCGAUUGACCGGUCCAAUCCCAAGAGAACUCACGGCCAUCCCAAGCCUUAAAGUUGUUGAUGUCUCGAGCAAUGACUUGUGUGGAACAAUCCCAACAACGGGACCUUUUGGACACAUUCCUUUGCAGAACUUUGAAAACAACCCGCGAUUGGAGGGACCGGAACUACUCGGUCUUGCAAGCUACGACACCAACUGCAACUGAAACAACUGGCGAAACCUGAAAAGAAGAAAUCGGGGGGUGACCUAGUAAGAACACUUCACCACGUUAUCAAAUCUCACAUCUAUCAUGUACUAAGUAUAUAUGUAUUAGUUAUAUAUAUAAAAAAAUGAAAACAAAAUGAGUCGAAUCAGUAAUCAAUCAUCUGUCACAAUUGAGACUGACCGCCCCAGAGACUGAGGUGUGUAUGUAAAAUCUUUACAUGCGCCUUUCGCGUACUGUAAGUCUGCAACGUUCGUUUUGUAUUAUUGGACGCAAGUUCUUUGCCUUGUCUGCGUUAACACUUGUGUAAGAUCUGUGUCAUAUACAGCAAAAACGAAAUUGGAUUUGGAUGUUUUAUUGUUCUCGUUUAUAUUUACGGUUCGAAACUGAUCUACGCCUUCACCA